GGGAAGGCGGCGGGGCCGUGCCCUCAGGAGCGGCGAGGCGGGCGGCCUUGGCGAGCUCGGAGCCUUCGCCCGGCUACUGCACCCACCCUCUCCCACGGAGCUGCCCGGGCAUGAGCUGGGGAUUUAAUUACUUUUCUAAUUUUGAUGGGGAUUUACGGUGCUCUGCGGGGGGAGGGAGAUUCAGCGGUCCCUCGCCCUUUGGGAACGGAAAUGUACAUCUCAUGAGGAGGCAGCUGGCAGGGAAAAGCUGAAUAAAUCUGUGUGUUGAUGACGAUUAAUCAGUUAUUUUCCUUUGAGGCAACAGAUGUGAGGUCGCGCCGUGGAGCUCCUUGGGAUCGCCCCCGACGCGGGGAGCCGAGCUCUGCUGCCAUUUUCCGCCAGCCCAAGCCCAAGGGGAGUUGCAGGGAGUGGGUCCCUGUCACACCCGCAGGCUGGAAGGACACCACGGUAUCCAGGUCUUGCUCACCUGCCCUUGGCAGUGGUGACUGGAAUCCUUCAGGUGUGCCAGCACACAACAGCAGCAAGACAACGGUUGACUAAGCAGGAGGAUUUUUUUCAUACCUAAAGCUUUUAAUAGGUGAUCAAUACUUUAUUGCAUGCUUUUUCACUAUGAAGGCCAUGGAGGAUCAAGUAGUCCAAGAAGAACCAGGAUACCAGGAGGAUGAGGAAUCCUUUUUUCAGGAUAUUGACCUGCUUCAGAAGCAUGGAAUUAAUGUAGCAGAUAUUAAAAAGCUGAAGGCAGUUGGGAUUUGCACAAUCAAAGGAAUCCAGAUGACCACAAGAAGGGCACUGUGCAAUGUGAAGGGGCUCUCAGAGGCCAAAGUGGACAAGAUUAAAGAAGCUGCAAACAAGCUUGUUGAACCAGGCUUCCUCACCGCCUUUGAGUACAGUGAAAAACGGAAGAUGGUAUUUCAUAUUUCCACUGGCAGCCAGGAAUUUGAUAAACUUCUGGGUGGUGGGAUUGAAAGUAUGGCAAUCACUGAGGCCUUUGGAGAGUUCCGGACAGGCAAAACCCAGCUAUCUCACACUCUUUGUGUGACAGCUCAGCUCCCAGGACCAAAUGGCUACACAGGUGGAAAGAUUAUCUUCAUUGAUACUGAAAACACUUUCCGACCAGACCGCCUGCGUGACAUUGCUGAUCGCUUCAACGUUGACCACGAGGCAGUACUUGACAACGUGCUCUAUGCACGUGCAUAUACCAGUGAGCAUCAGAUGGAAUUGCUUGACUACGUAGCAGCCAAGUUCCAUGAGGAAGCUGGUAUCUUCAAGUUAUUGGUACAAGACUUCUGUAUGCUUACGGUUCUCAGAAUAAGUGUUCCUGUUUUCUUUCACUAUAUUUACUUACCUAGCAUGAUUACAAUGCAGAUCAUUGACUCCAUAAUGGCACUUUUCCGUGUGGAUUUCAGUGGUCGCGGAGAGUUGGCCGAACGACAACAGAAACUAGCUCAGAUGUUGUCAAGGCUCCAAAAAAUAUCAGAAGAAUAUAACGUGGCCGUGUUUGUGACCAACCAGAUGACUGCUGACCCAGGAGCAACUAUGACCUUUCAGGCAGACCCAAAAAAGCCCAUCGGGGGCCACAUCCUUGCUCAUGCUUCGACUACCAGGAUCAGUUUGAGGAAAGGGAGAGGGGAGCUACGUAUUGCAAAGAUCUACGACAGCCCUGAGAUGCCUGAAAAUGAAGCCACAUUUGCAAUAACCACUGGAGGGAUUGGGGAUGCCAAAGAAUAGGUAAAAAAAUGAUGUAAACAUACAGCUAAAAACCAGCUGGGCAGCUGGGAUGAAGAUUUAUGAAACCUCAACAACUACCUAUGGCUGCAUUUGUAGCUUUUGGGAGAUAUUUAAGAUAUUUUGGGAGAACACUGGGAUGGACUUUGUAUAGUUCAGUUUUACUGAACUAAAAUUUUGGUCAUGUAGGAUUUUUGUUCUUCAAUUGAACUUUUGGCAUGCAAAGAUUUAAACCAUUAGAUUGUGAAUUGUUCUUAGAAUCUUUUUCCUACCUUUUGUGAAAAUCAAACCUGUCCUUGCACAUGGGAGUGAAUAUACUCUUUCUUAAUUUAUUUCAAAGAGAGUGUCUAAGCAGUAGAAUUUAACAGUGUGAAAUGCAACAGAACUGGAAUAAACUCAGUUAUAAAAUUGACAUAUAUAGAUGGAAAAGGCAGUGGGAGGAACAACAGCUCAAGAACUUGACAGAUUUUCAUGUACUGUAGAGGAACAAGUAGUUUUAAGAAUACAUUUUUAAACAUUUUUAUCUUGACUAGAUAAUGCUCAUGUUUUUAUUUAGCAUUUCCUACUUUUUGGACAGAAUGUUUUAAACCUGUUGUUAUUAAAGUUAAAAAUAAAGACUAUGAAUUAUAACAGAA
Vidua chalybeata is the source of this 2360-nucleotide messenger RNA. It is a transcript of the gene DMC1, whose product is annotated as DNA meiotic recombinase 1. The transcript is spliced from 14 exons. The record is from RefSeq and is a predicted model, not a curated record. Gene Ontology annotation, molecular function: single-stranded DNA binding; ATP-dependent DNA damage sensor activity; ATP hydrolysis activity. Gene Ontology annotation, cellular component: nucleus; condensed nuclear chromosome. The coding region runs from base 610 to 1728 and encodes 372 amino acids. NCBI's taxonomy places the organism in Eukaryota, Metazoa, Chordata, Aves, Passeriformes, Viduidae. Gene Ontology annotation, biological process: chromosome organization involved in meiotic cell cycle; DNA repair; mitotic recombination.